Messenger RNA from Perognathus longimembris pacificus (Pacific pocket mouse), 2702 nucleotides. RefSeq names its product kinesin-like protein KIF1A. Gene Ontology annotation, biological process: microtubule-based movement. Lineage: Eukaryota; Metazoa; Chordata; Mammalia; Rodentia; Heteromyidae. The record is from RefSeq and is a predicted model, not a curated record. Gene Ontology annotation, molecular function: microtubule binding; microtubule motor activity; ATP binding.
AGCGGGCGAGCGGCGCGGCUCGGGCUCGGGCUCGGGGCUCGGGGACCGCACCGCGGCCGGGGCCCAGGCCGGGCCGUCGUGAGUGACGCCGGAGAGGCGCGUCCUGACUUGCCGGGGCUCCUGCCGCUGCGGUGACUGACCCAGGCCGCCGAGAUGGCCGGGGCCUCUGUGAAGGUGGCGGUGAGGGUCCGCCCCUUCAACUCCCGGGAGAUGAGCCGCGACUCCAAGUGCAUCAUCCAGAUGUCGGGAAGCACCACCACCAUCGUGAACCCCAAGCAGCCCAAGGAGACGCCCAAGAGCUUCAGCUUCGACUACUCCUACUGGUCGCACACCUCGCCCGAGGACGUCAACUACGCCUCGCAGAAGCAGGUGUACCGGGACAUCGGGGAGGAGAUGCUGCAGCACGCCUUCGAGGGCUACAACGUGUGCAUCUUCGCCUACGGCCAGACGGGGGCGGGCAAGUCCUACACCAUGAUGGGCAAGCAGGAGAAGGACCAGCAGGGCAUCAUCCCACAGCUCUGUGAGGACCUCUUCUCUCGGAUCAAUGACACGACCAACGACAACAUGUCCUACUCGGUGGAGGUCAGCUACAUGGAGAUUUACUGCGAGCGUGUCCGUGACCUCCUGAACCCCAAGAACAAGGGGAACCUGCGUGUCAGGGAGCACCCGCUGCUCGGUCCCUACGUGGAAGACCUCUCCAAGCUGGCCGUCACCUCCUACAACGACAUCCAGGACCUCAUGGACUCAGGGAACAAGGCCAGGACUGUGGCAGCCACGAACAUGAAUGAAACCAGUAGCCGCUCACACGCUGUUUUCAAUAUCAUCUUCACCCAGAAGCGCCAUGAUGCGGAGACAGACAUUACCACGGAGAAAGUGAGCAAGAUCAGCCUGGUGGACCUGGCGGGGAGCGAGCGGGCCGACUCCACCGGCGCCAAGGGCACACGUCUCAAGGAAGGAGCCAACAUCAACAAGUCCCUGACCACCUUGGGGAAGGUCAUCUCCGCCCUGGCUGAGAUGGACUCUGGGCCCAAUAAGAACAAGAAAAAGAAGAAGACCGACUUCAUCCCGUACCGAGACUCUGUGCUGACCUGGCUCCUCCGGGAGAACCUGGGCGGCAACUCCAGGACGGCUAUGGUGGCGGCGUUGAGCCCGGCGGACAUCAACUACGACGAGACUCUCAGCACACUGAGGUACGCGGACCGGGCCAAGCAGAUCCGCUGCAACGCCAUCAUCAACGAGGACCCCAACAACAAGCUGAUUCGGGAGCUGAAGGACGAGGUGACCCGGCUGCGGGACCUGCUGUACGCCCAGGGCCUGGGCGACAUCACUGAGAUGACCAACGCCCUGGUGGGCGUGAGCCCCUCGUCCUCGCUCUCCGCCCUGUCCAGCCGCGCCGCCUCCGUGUCCAGCCUCCACGAGCGCAUCCUGUUCGCUCCGGGCAGCGAGGAAGCCAUCGAAAGGCUGAAGGAGACGGAAAAGAUCAUCGCCGAGCUCAACGAGACGUGGGAGGAGAAGCUGCGGCGGACGGAGGCCAUUCGCAUGGAGCGGGAGGCGCUGCUGGCGGAGAUGGGCGUGGCCAUGAGGGAGGAUGGCGGCACCUUGGGCGUGUUCUCCCCCAAGAAGACGCCGCACCUCGUCAACCUCAACGAGGACCCGCUGAUGUCCGAGUGCCUCCUCUACUACAUCAAGGACGGGGUCACCAGAGUGGGCAGGGAGGACGCGGAGAGGCGGCAGGACAUCGUUCUCAGCGGACACUUCAUCAAGGAGGAGCACUGUGUCUUCCGGAGCGACUCCCGGGGAGGCAGCGAAGCUGUGGUGACCCUCGAGCCUUGCGAGGGGGCAGACACGUACGUCAACGGCAAGAAGGUCACUGAGCCCAGCAUCCUACGAUCAGGAAACCGCAUCAUCAUGGGCAAGAGCCACGUGUUCCGGUUCAACCACCCGGAGCAGGCGCGCCAGGAGCGGGAGCGCACGCCCUGCGCGGAGACGCCCGCGGAGCCCGUGGACUGGGCCUUCGCCCAGCGGGAGCUGCUGGAGAAGCAGGGCAUCGACAUGAAGCAGGAGAUGGAGCAGAGGCUGCAGGAGCUGGAGGACCAGUACCGCCGCGAGCGCGAGGAAGCCACCUACCUGCUGGAGCAGCAGCGGCUGGACUACGAGAGCAAGCUGGAGGCCCUGCAGAAGCAGAUGGUCAGGUACUACCCAGAGGUGAACGAGGAGGAGGAGGAGCCGGAGGAUGAAGUCCACUGGACGGAGCGGGAGUGCGAGCUGGCGCUCUGGGCCUUCCGGAAGUGGAGGUGGUACCAGUUCACGUCCCUGCGGGACCAGCUGUGGGGCAACGCCAUCUUCCUGAAGGAGGCCAACGCCAUCAGCGUGGAGCUCAAGAAGAAGGUCCAGUUCCAGUUUGUCCUCCUCACCGACACCUUGUACUCCCCACUGCCGCCCGACCUGCUGCCCCAGGCCGCCAAGGACCGGGAGACGCGCCCCUUCCCCCGCACCAUCGUGGCUGUGGAGGUCCAGGACCAGAAGAACGGGGCCACCCACUACUGGACGCUGGGGAAGCUCAGGCAGCGCCUGGACCUGAUGCGGGAGAUGUACGACCGGGCGGCGGAGGUGCCCUCCAGCGUCGUGGAGGACUGCGACAACGUGGUGACGGGCGGGGAUCCCUUCUACGACCGCUUCCCCUGGUUCCGGCUGGUGGGCAG